This is a messenger RNA of Ciona intestinalis (vase tunicate), 885 nucleotides long. NCBI's taxonomy places the organism in Eukaryota, Metazoa, Chordata, Ascidiacea, Phlebobranchia, Cionidae. The record is from RefSeq and is a predicted model, not a curated record.
AGGAUAUGAUGUCUCAGGUUGGCCAGUUUUAAGUGCUAGGUUUGAUAUUUUAAUAAUGAAAAAAGAUCUGAAAUGUUGAAAAAUGUUGCUUGGUUAAGAAGGGUUACGCACCAGAAAAUCAACAAGUUUAUUUCAUCUUCUUCGUUGUUUUCUAUCUCCUCAUGUUCAAGUCAGAAGGUCAAAGAUAUUUUAACAUUUCCUUUAACCCACAACCAUGAAACUCCUCCCACCAUUGAAACUACAAAGAAACUGCCGUCUGUAACUCGCAUUCUGAGUGCAACAAAACCCCCAGAACAACAACUUAUUCUUCUAAACUGGAAGAAAAAGAUGAUUGCUGAGAUGGGGGAAGAAGGGUUCAACCAAAUGCAAAAAGAUACUCUGAGUGCUGGUUCUGCUUGCCAUAGUUCAAUUGAAGAAUAUUUAAAAGGCACGCCUCUAGAUAAAAUCUGCCCUAAAGAAAACAGCACCCAGUUAUGGAAAAGUGUGCGACCUGUACUAGCAGAUGUUGGUGCAGUAGGAAAUACUGAAUUUAAGGUUGUUCAUUCUCAUCUUGGCUACAGUGGUUACCUUGAUUGCAAUGCUGUUUACAAAGGUACCAUGUGUGUAAUAGAUUGGAAAACGUCGAAAAAAAGAAGGUAUCGGAUUCAAGAUUGUUACGAUGAUCCUGUACAAGUUGUAGCUUAUGCUGGGGCUCUCAACCAUUCAUCUGCAAGCAGUAACCAGAUCACACAUGGGCUGGUGGUAAAGAUUUACCAUGAUGGACAAACUGCUUCUGUGUUUUGUAUGAACGAGUUCAUGAUGGAUUACUACUGGCAGAAGUGGCUUCAAAGACUUUCACAAUUUCAUAAAAUGAAUAAAUAGCGUAACAUGAAAACAUAAAUGUAA